Chaetomium globosum CBS 148.51 is the source of this 474-nucleotide messenger RNA. RefSeq lists its product as uncharacterized. The transcript has 3 exons. Lineage: Eukaryota; Fungi; Ascomycota; Sordariomycetes; Sordariales; Chaetomiaceae. Bases 1 to 474 code for a protein of 157 amino acids. The record is from RefSeq and is a predicted model, not a curated record.
AUGGACAACAGCGCCGCACCGGUGGCGCGCAAGAUGUGUCGUGGAUGCCGCACCGAAAAAGACAUCGGCCAGUUUCAUGACCUUCGCGAGAAUCCUCCACGUAAAUUCGACGAACCCGGCCCCCGAUUCACAGGCGACGACCAGGAGACGCCACUGUUAGCCGAAGACAUGGCGACGAAAAGAGAGUUCGACGAAGCGCUUGCCGCAGAGAAGAUGCAGCGAUGCCUGCGUUGCAAGGAGCGUUGGUUCGACAUCAAACUCAUGGCGGACGGCGUUUGCAACCGCGGUUGUUCCCAUCCUCCGAGUGCGGCAGGACUUCAUGGUCGGCGCCAACUCAUGUUCAAGAGAGCAGUUCCCGCUGUUGGUCAGCUAUGCGAUCACUGUCCACAAGCGUUAGAUGCUGUGGCGGGGGUGGAUCCUUCAGAGGAGUUAAGUGGGUUUAUAAGUAGCGACGAGGAGAGUGUAGAGGCAUGA